CUCGCUCAGCUGUUACGAAAACCUGGCUAUCGGAGACCCUAAGCGCAGCAGUCACUCAGCGACUCAGUCAGUAACAGUAGUCUGUACGUGAUGGACGGCUUUUCAUUCUCCUUCAUUUGCAAAUCUCUCCUGGCCGGGGGUGUUGCUGGAAUGUGUGCAAAGACGACCGUGGCUCCGCUGGACCGCAUAAAAAUUUUGUUGCAGGCACACAAUAAACAUUAUAAGCAUUAUGGUGUGUUCAGCGGUCUCCGAAAUAUUGUGGCCAAGGAAAGAUUUUGGGCGUUGUACAAAGGCAAUGGAGCACAAAUGGUUAGAAUAUUUCCUUAUGCAUCAACUCAGUUCACUGCUUUUGAACUUUAUAAAAGGUUAUUAAAUAAUGUAUGGGGCCACAAUAAAUAUUUAAGCAAAUCAACCUCUGCCAUAGCAGGGUCGCUGGCAGGAGUGACGGCUGUUUUUCUAACGUAUCCUCUCGACACAAUACGUGCAAGAUUAGCAUUCCAAGUAGAAGGAGAACAUAUGUACACAGGCAUUGUCAAUGCAGCAGUAACAAUUUUCCAAACUGAAGGUGGCACUCGAGCUUUGUAUCGUGGAUUCUGUGCUACUAUAUGUGGGAUGAUUCCAUAUGCAGGCCUUAGCUUUUAUUCUUUUGAAAAUCUGAAAUAUAUGUGCAUGAAACAUAUACCUGAAUAUACCUGUAGACCAUGUGAGAAGAAUACAGGAGGGUUAGUGCUUUUAAUUCCAGCAAAGCUUUGCUGUGGUGGUCUGGCAGGAGCUGUUGCACAGACUUUUUCAUAUCCGUUUGAUGUUACUCGUAGAAGAAUGCAGCUUGCAUGGAUGACUGAAGAGACAAGAAAGUUUGGCAUGGGUAUGGUAGACACACUGCGACUCAUCUAUAGAGAAAAUGGCAUUACCAGGGGCUUGUAUCGUGGCAUGAGCAUCAACUACAUGAGGGCCAUUCCAAUGGUUGCAGUUUCAUUCUCUACAUAUGAAUUGACAAAGCAGUUGCUUGGCUUAGACACAGGAUUGAAUAUUAAAACAGGAUAGGGAAGGUACUGUAUAUGCGUUGAAGUACUAAUGUUAAUUUUCGUCAUGCUUAUCGACUCCUGAAGUCUAGGUGUUAUGUUUCUGAUACAGAUUCAUGUAAGAAAAUUUAAGCUUUUUUGUAAGGUUGGCUAUUGUAGUACUGUAUAAAGUUAUUGCACACAGAAUUCACUUGUUCUUUUUACAAACAAAAAAUUUUAUAUUACGUACUUUCCUCUUAGAUUAAUUUUUAUAUUGUAUUUUUUCAACAAAGAAAAAAGUAAUUCUGGCUUAGAACAAAUGAUUUUUAUAACUUAAAAAGUUCAUUAAAGCUGUUUUUUGAGCAAAGGUGUUUGGAUAAGAUCAGUCACAGAGUGAAAAGAUAUGUUUUCCUCACUUAUCAUUUUAUUAAUUAAAGAUCACAGCUCCUCAUUGUAGUUUUAUUCAGUUUGAAGUCAAACAUCUUGUUUUUAAGUAUAUGUUCAUAAGACUGAUGGUUUUAUGUGUACAUGUGUUUUGUGAUCCUUGCAUAAUUUGCAUAAACAAUGGCAUCUGCUCUUAUUAAUGAUCACCUUUGCUCUGUGUUCUUCCAGAAGCACAAAGUCAAUUGAAUGAUUAAUAAAAGAUUAAUUUUGUGCUUCUAAUUAGGUAUUAUUUAUUGUUAUUAUUGUACUGUUAUUUUUAGCAAUAAGAGUAUUAAAUAUAGCAUUAGUUGUAGAGGUAGAAGCAACUGCAGCAUUAGUUUUAGUGGCGGUAGUAGUAGUAGUAGUAGUAGUAGUAGUAGGAAGAGGAGGAGGAGGAGGGUUUAAUAUUACAGUACAGUAUUAUUGUUACCAUUAUGAUAAAUCCUGUUGCUGAUGUUGUUAAUGUCCGUCCAACUGCACAAAUUAAGGCAUUUGGUGAAACGCUUUUAUUUUAAAAACACUGAAAAUCUGUACAUAUAUUCUCACACAGUACAUAGUGAGUAUUCUGAUAGUUUCAUUAUCUUUUCAUGAUAAAGUAGAUUAUAUUGUGAAGUACACCAGGGUUUUAUUUCAGAUAUUUUGCUGAAUGUAAACACAGGGCUAAAGGCAUUCUCUUAGAAUUCCAAGAAUUAUUUUCAUCAUUGGUAUUUUCUGUAAUCACUUUUUUUUUCUCUCCUUUUUUCUUUACUUAAUGAAAAUUGUAUUCAGAAAUGCUUUUAGUAAGUAAGUUGUAUUUUAAUUGUUUAUGCUGUUUGAAAGAGCAGCUCUUCAGUUAAUAAAAACUUGGGCCUUUAAUAGUUUUGUGCUGAAAUAAUAGUGUUGUAACUCAUUUGUAAUAUUUCUAAAUGGAAUAGGAGUGCAUUUUGAUAACCUGAGUGCCAAAAAUGUUAAAUAUUUGAGCAAAUUGAAACUUAGUAGAGCACCAAGAAAAGGCUUUAUCUUAAUGCUGAAGGAAUGUAGACAGGAUGAUAGUACAGUAACAUAAAAAUCAUGAGAACAUGUAUUUUUAUCAUUUUGUAUCGUAUAAAGUGCUGAAGACGUGCAUCUAUCAUUUUAUUAUUACAUUAGUUUUUCAAUCUACAGUGCAAAAAGCAUAAUACCCCUUUGAAGCAUGUUAAGCUCUGGUGGUUGGACGUGACAGAAUGAGUACAUGUUAUCUCCUAGAAGUAACCUUCCAGUUGGUUCCAAGGUAUUUUGCAGGAACCUUCUACAGGUUUUAAUUCUGGAGAUUAGUAAGAUAUAGUCUUUUAUUACCAUCUGUUUUCCAGUAAUCAAGCUGUGCAAUUUAGUUUUGUUUUGCAUUGACAGUUCUUUUUACUGUACAGCUCAGUUUAAUAUUUGAAUCUUAAAUGGGGAAAUAUAAGUUUGUUGGAAUGAAUUUUUGCUUUGAUUAAAAUUUUGAAGGUGGGUGUUACACUGAUGCAUAAUUGCAAGAAUGGUAUACACUGUAGAAAAAAAGCAUAAUAUAUGAUCUGGCACUGUUCCCCCCGCUCAUUCUCACUUUUUUAUGUUGACAGUGAUGUAUAAAAAAUGCAACAGAAAGUCAGAGACAUUAAGAUUAAUUUUAGUGGUGGGGAAUAUGAACUGUCAAACUAGUGGUCAGAGCGUUAUGUCUCACGUCUCUAGAAUAGUCCUAGAACACCUUUAAAAUUUGAACAUGUCUUUGCCUUGGGAAGUCAGCAUAGAUAUACAAAAACUUGGUGAAUUUAAAGAAAUGUUUUCCUGUGGGAUUUUGACAGUGCACCAACUGAAAAUUCCUAAUUUAACCUUGUAUGUCACUGGGUUGUACAAAAUGAUCAUCAAGUUAGGUCUAAUAAUGAAAAUAUAUGGGAAGCAGGUGUCUCGUGUAGGAUUGCUAUGUGUACCAUGCCCUUUUCAGUUUGCUACACACAGCUAAAUGUUGUUACUUUGAUUCCUUGGUGUGUAAGGUUAUUCGGUGACUUUUGGUUGUCUGGUGACUUUUGGUUGUCCAACUUCAAAGUUUUCCUGCUCCACUGUUAUCCAGUAUUUUCAAGAAAGAACAUUUACUGUUGGGCCACAAGGCCUUACAAGGGUAGAUAUUUUGAUUGAAGUUAUGUACUCAUUUUAAAGAAUGCUUUGUAGGUUUAAUGUAUUCUAAUUUCUAAAUUAGAAAUGCAAUGAAUGUUACUAAAAGUCUGUUUAAGAAAAGCUAAGAGACAUGAACUGUUUUGGAUGAACAGUCAUUAGAUUGAAGGUACAGUGUGCAGUUGAAAGGAAUGUAAUUCAGCUUCUACAAUUUUUGUAGUAUACCCUAAUGUUUUCACAAAAUAACACUUAACCUGAGGAGGCAAAGUAAAUUAAAACCCUACACCUUUCUCGCUCUCAAAUUCAAGCUCGGUGAAUGAUAUUCAGUGUAAAUGCCAUGUAUUUACUUAAGGGAAUAUGUGAACCAGGUUUCCACUGGAAAUAAUGGUGUUCAUUAAGGUCACAUGUCUUAAUUUAAUCCAGUUAAGUGUAUUAUAUCUCUUACAUUUGGCUUACUCUAUUUUAGGAUGUGAUGGAGAGAAUUGUCAUUAUUUUUUGUUACUACAUGAGGAAAAUAUUUAUAAAGGGUUUUGUAUAAAAGAAAAAACAAAAAAUUAUUUAUGCAAAUAAAAUUUAUGGAAAGAUUA
Molecule: messenger RNA, 4117 nt
Organism: Macrobrachium nipponense
Lineage: Eukaryota; Metazoa; Arthropoda; Malacostraca; Decapoda; Palaemonidae
Product: solute carrier family 25 member 16-like
Exons: 8
Coding region: 91-1044 (317 amino acids)
Biological process (GO): mitochondrial coenzyme A transmembrane transport
Cellular component (GO): mitochondrial inner membrane
Molecular function (GO): coenzyme A transmembrane transporter activity
Source: RefSeq, a predicted model, not a curated record